This is a messenger RNA of Mus pahari (shrew mouse), 3373 nucleotides long. It is a transcript of the gene Micu3, whose product is annotated as mitochondrial calcium uptake family member 3. The transcript is spliced from 15 exons. Bases 20 to 1591 code for a protein of 523 amino acids. The record is from RefSeq and is a predicted model, not a curated record. NCBI's taxonomy places the organism in Eukaryota, Metazoa, Chordata, Mammalia, Rodentia, Muridae. Gene Ontology annotation, cellular component: uniplex complex. Gene Ontology annotation, molecular function: calcium ion binding. Gene Ontology annotation, biological process: mitochondrial calcium ion homeostasis; calcium import into the mitochondrion.
UCGGCCCGCCGCUCCCGCGAUGGCUGCGCUGCGGAGGCUCCUGUGGCCGCCGCCACGGCUGUCGCCGACGCUCGGCCCUCAGCAGCCCUUCCUCUCGCCGUGGGGGCGGUCUCCGGGGACGGCUCCCGGGAUGUCGGGCCGGCCCUUCUCCUGCCGGGAGGAGGACGAGGGCGCCGUCGCGGAGGCGGCGUGGCGGCGGCGGCGCUGGGGCGAGCUGAGCAUCGCGGCGGCGGCGGGCGGGGGGCUGGUCGGCCUUGUGUGCUACCGGCUCUAUGGGGACCCCAGAGCCGAGCCCUCGGAGCUAGCGGCCCCCGAACUCGAGGACCCGCCCCGCGGCAGGGGGCUGCUGCCCAUCCCGGUGGCUGCUGCCAAGGAGACGGUUGCUACUGGCAGAGCCGUUACUGAAGACUUGGACCUCUAUGCUACAUCUCGAGAGAGACGGUUUCGUUUAUUUGCAUCUAUAGAAUGUGAAGGACAGUUAUUCAUGACUCCAUAUGAUUUUAUUCUGGCUGUUACAACAGAUGAGCCCAAAUUUGCUAAAACGUGGAAGUCACUUUCUAAACAGGAGUUAAGUCAGAUGCUCUCAGAAACUCCACCAGUUUGGAAGGGAUCAUCAAAGCUUUUUCGAAAUCUUAAAGAAAGAGGUGUGAUUUCUUACACAGAGUAUCUUUUUCUUUUAUGUAUCUUAACAAAGCCCCAUGCAGGUUUUAGAAUAGCUUUCAACAUGUUUGACACUGACGGAAAUGAGAUGGUGGAUAAAAAAGAAUUUUUGGUGCUUCAGGAGAUAUUCAGGAAAAAAAAUGAAAAGAGAGAAACUAAAGGAGAUGAAGAAAAACGUGCAUUGCUGCGUCUUCAACUUUAUGGAUACCAUUCUCCUACUAAUAGUGUACUUAAAACAGAUGCUGAGGAACUUGUCUCCAGAAGCUACUGGGAUACUCUGAGACGUAGCACAAGCCAGGCGCUCUUCUCAGACCUCGCAGAGCGUGCUGAUGACAUCACAAGCUUAGUAGCAGAUACUACACUCCUGGUACACUUUUUUGGAAAGAAAGGAAAAGCUGAGCUCAACUUUGAAGAUUUUUAUAGAUUUAUGGAUAAUCUACAAACAGAAGUUCUAGAAAUAGAAUUUCUUUCCUACUCUAAUGGAAUGAAUACUAUCAGUGAAGAAGAUUUUGCCCAUAUUCUUCUGCGUUAUACUAAUGUGGAAAAUACAUCAGUAUUUUUGGAAAAUGUGCGCUAUAGUAUAUCUGAAGAAAAGGGCAUCACGUUUGAUGAGUUCAGGUCAUUUUUCCAGUUUCUGAACAACUUAGAAGACUUUGCGAUAGCUCUCAACAUGUAUAACUUUGCAAGCCGCUCUAUAGGACAAGAUGAAUUUAAACGUGCUGUAUACGUAGCUACUGGACUGAAACUUUCACCACAUUUGGUGAACACUGUCUUCAAGAUUUUUGAUGUUGACAAAGAUGACCAAUUAAGUUAUAAAGAAUUUAUUGGGAUUAUGAAAGACAGACUCCAUAGAGGAUUCCGGGGUUAUAAAACAGUCCAGAAGUAUCCGACCUUCAAAUCCUGCCUGAAAAAGGAACUUCACAGCAGAUAAAUCAUCCUAAACAAGAAUUGAAGGAUUAUGACCUAUGUGACCAGGCAAGGAGCAAGAUUUUGAGUGGAUCCAAAUGUAAGGUCAGAGCACGCAGAAAAUGAAGGGAACGUGAAAUGUUAUGAAAUUUACAUUUUUUUUUCCUUGAAUGGAGUUUGUCAGCAUCCAACAGGAAAACUGCAUCUUCUAAUUACAAGCAUUAGCCGGGGCUGAACCUGGGCACCGCCAGAGAAAACUUGCUGCAAACACUAAAUAUAAUCAGCCAAGCUUUCAGAGCAGCGACUGACUGUUCUGAACUUCUUCAUUCCCUAAACAUGGGUAGUCCCGAUGACUGCCUGGUCUCAUAUUUAGAUUAUUUAUUUAUUAGAAAUGUCCUUUAUUUCAGAAUAAUUUAUGAAUUAUAGACUAUAGAUGGAAACACAUUUUCCUCAGGUUUGCACUGUGAGCGUGUUUUCAUACAGUGAAUAUUGCUUCAGAUUUGUCCUGGGCCCUUAAAUUGUUAGUAAGUCUCAGUUAUUUAUCUUGUAUUUAAUUAUACUGAAGUAAUUUCAGAAAACAAGUGAAAAUUUACUAAGCAAUAGGAUGGUUUACAUUGUACUUUCAGCUCUUAAAAGUACUUAUGUAAUAUACGUUGUUGGAUUUAUGUAAAUUUUUGUUUGUUUUUGCUGUUCUUUGUGUUUUGUUUUUGUACCAAAGCCAACAGAGAUUCAGUUAUUUUAUUUUAACAGAAAUUUAGAUUUUUUUUUUUUUUUUUUUAAGAAAAGACAGCAGCCAUGUACUGAUGUUAGGAGCAAGAGCAGUGGCAGUAGUAAGCACCACCCUGGGACUCCUAGUCGCAGGUGUGACAUAUGGAACUAAGAACAGUAACAUUGGAUAUUGUUAUAUAUGUCUACAGCAUCAAAGCUAAUAUAAAUGGCCUAGAAGGUUGAUGUAUAUUUAUUUAAUAGGUAGGAGAUAAUGUUUUGUUUCUUGAAAAAAAGGACCACAUUCAAAAUUGAUCCAGUCAGUAGUGAUGAAUCAUUUCUAUGUAAUCCAUUAUAUCGAAAUAAUAUGUCUUAAAAGAGAAAAUAAAACUUUCUCUUGAAAACCCAACUUGAGAGGCUGGCCAGCAUGGGUCACAACUCAAAGUCUGCUUGGCUGUAGUGCGAACUCAAGCCAUCUCGGCAACUUAGAAGAACCCUGCCAAAGAGAAACCACUGGGGCAGUAAGUAGCUUGGUGCAGAGGGUUUGCCUGCCGUGCUUGCGUGAGGCCUUAGGUUUAAUUCCCAACUCUGAAAAAGAAAGGCAAGAGAGGGGAAGGGAAGGGAAAGAAAGAAAUAGAAAAAGAAAAAAGAAAUCCUAGAUUUUCAUGUUGAAAAAUAAUUUUAGAAUAUUUAAUAGAACUUUGGCUACCUGAUAAAAUUGGUUUAUACAAAGGUACUAUAAAAUAAUGCAAUGAGUUUAAGUUAAUAUAUCUAUGUAUUGCAUGUCAAAAGAGUAAUAGAUUUGUUUAUCUCCUUUUGCAAGAUGCACGUAGUAUAAAUUGCAUACACUCCAACCAUGACUUUGCUUUGCAUAGGAAAAUAGGAAACACUGGCUUUAAGUUAUUGAAUGUGAAGUUGAUCUGCAUCAGCCUAUUUGUAAACUGUUAUUUUGGUGUUAUUAUUAUUAUGUUUUUUAGACCUUUCCACAUUCUUUGUCUGAUAUUAUUUAUUGCACCAAUAAAGAAACAGAAAUGUGCAAAUGCAGUCGAGUUAUGUAAUUUCACUUGCUUUGAAACUUUAGUCAUUGAUGCCUAGAGAGAGA